AUGGAGGCAAUGCUGGAGGUUAUGGCGGUGGACCAGGUGCUUAUGGAAAUAAUGUUGGAUCUGGAAACUUUGGCGGUGGUGGUGGAGGUUAUGGUGGUAAGUAAUUAUUUAUUUAUAAUAUUAUUAUUAUUAUUUAUGUUCUGUGGCUUAGUCUUCACUUUUAUGUUGCUAAAUAUUUUUUGAUGUGUUGUAAAUAUGAUUUUAUUAUUCAGUGCUAUAAAGUAGAUUUGUAGAUAGAAUUUUUAUUAAUUAUAAAAUAAAAAAAGCAGUUGUAGCAAUAAGUAAAUAUAUUAAAUAAAAUUGUUAUUUAUGAAUUUAUUUUUAACUUAAAAUUAUUUUAUUUCAUUAAUUAAUAAUAUUUUUUAGGUUUAUGUUUUAAUUAUUAAUCUAUUUUUAAAGUAAAACUUUUAUGUCAUCAUUUCAGUCUAAAGAUUUAUUUCAUACAAAUUUUUAUAUUAUAUAUAUACAUAUAAUGUAUAAUAUAUGUAUUUUUUAUUAUAUAAGGUGGCUUUGAUGAUGGUCCUAUGAGUGAUUUUAGUAUGCCUCCUCCAGCUAUGGGUGCUGGAGCCGGAAAACCUGCUGCUUUUAAUGGUUCUACGCAAGUCACUAUUCCGAAAGAUGUAAGUGACAGUUUUAGCGCUGACGGAGUUAUGCACAAGGCUUGCGUACCGAAAAGCAUAAAGGUUACCUAUAAAUUUAAAAGCUAUUCAAGUAAAUUUACCCAAUUUUUAAUUUUUAAAAAUAAUCUGAGUUAUUGGGAGAUAAAUAUAUAAUAUAAAGAAAAGAGUAUUAUUAUAGUUAACAGAUAAAAAGGGAAAAGUUUAAAUCCAAAGAAUAGAUGAAGAGGUUAAUAUGAUAUAUAAAAGUAUAUAAUGAAGACAUUUUAAUAAAAUAUCUACUAAUUUUUUGUUAAUAUUUACUAAACUUUACUAUACUAUAUAAAUAAUAAAAUAUUUCCAUUUUAUUUUUGUUAUAAGCUAAGUGGUGUUAAUUCAAUUAAUUAAAAAUAAAUUUACUGUUUGCUUCAAUUCAAUCCAAAUAAAAUUGUCCAAUGAUGUUAUUUAAUGUAUCGGUACGUUUGUCUUGAGUAGUUAUAAUUUAGCGAUCAAAACUGUUGCUUACAUGUUUUUCGGUAUGCGAUCCCUUGUGUGCUCCUAUUUAAUUUCUAUUUGCUAUAUUUUAUCUUCUCAUAGUUACAGAAUUUUUUUUUUUUAAACCUUUUAUGAGGUAGUAAAAAAAUGUUCAGUUUGACAUAGAAUUAAAUUAAAAUAAUUGUUUUCUGGGUUUCAUUAAAUUAUUUUGGUAUUUUUAAUUAUGAACUUUUGUAGAUGCUUAGAAAUAAAAUAUUAGAUUUUACUAAAUUUAUUGAUUAGUAUGUUAAUUUUACAUCCUUAAACAUAAGCAUUUGUUUGUUUUGAAAACUUAAAAAAAAAUUAAAAAGAAAAAUUACUUUUAUUUAGUUAAAAUUGAUAUUAAAAAUUAUUAGUUUUUUUAAAAGUGUGUUUUAUUUAUUAUUUGUUUGUUUCACAUCUUUAGAAUAAUGUAGGUAAAAUCACUAAUUUGUAGAUUUAUUAUUUUUUGUCUAAAUCAUGUUUUGUGUUAAUCUUACUUUAUUAAUAAGUAUAUUUCAUUUUUAAAGCUCGCGGGCGCGAUAAUCGGCAAAGCCGGCGCUAGAAUUCGUCGGAUACGCCAAGAUUCGGGAGCCGGAAUCACAAUUGGCGAACCAACUGAAGGCUCAGAUGAACGAAUAAUCACUAUUAAUGGCACAGAUAGUCAAAUUCAAAUGGCACAAUAUUUAUUACAACAAUGGUUAGUUUUUUUAUAUUACUAUUAUUUUUGUUAUGUGAUUAUUUAAGGUGAAAGAAUUUUCAUAUAAUACUAACAUAAUUAAAGAAGUGCCAUGCAGCUAACUAUGGGUUCUCAGCUACAAGAAAACCGUUAACUAUCGUAUGGAAGACUAGUGAUUUUGUUGUUUUAAAAAAAGUGUUUUCCUAACAAGAAGUCUCUAGUCUUCUUUCGAAAGUAUCGACUAACAGCAUGCAACAGCCAUAACUGCUUUUAUAUAUUAACUACGAAAUUAUUAAUAUACGCUUUAUAUUUUCUUAACAAUAAGUAUAAUUAAAAUUAAAUAUGAGUUAUCUAGUAAGUGGUUCUAAUUUUGUAUUGUUUUUUACAAAAUUGCCUUUUUUUUUUUCUUAUACAUUUUUCCUGUUAUAUUUGUGAUUUAAAUUUUCAAACAAUGCUUAAUAAAAUAAGUUUAAAUAUUUCAACUGGGGAAUAUCUAAUUUAGGGUUUAUAUAAUGUUUUAUUUUGAAAUUUGUAUUACGUAAGGGGAUUGGUGAGUAUUCUAAACUUAAAAGCCAGACAAAACUAAAGGAAUUAAGAUUUCAUAAUUUCAAUUCAGAAAACUGAUUGACUUUUUUUAUUUAGGUACUUUAUCAGGAUAUAUUGGAUUUAAAAUUUAAUUUUUUACUAAAAUAGUUUAUUUUAUAUUUUAAAAAAUAAUUCCUAGAUGUCCCUCUAAAGAUCCAUAAUGUGCUAUCAAAAUUGAAAUCUAUCUAAUGCAAUUUCUGCAGUUAUGUCUGGUUUUUCCGUUUUAACAAUAAUAUUUUUUCCAAAAAAAUGGUUAUAAUCCCAUUUUCCUUAAAUUGGUAUCUGGCAGUGAAAAAGUCAUUAGGUGAUCAUUCAAAUGUAAAAAUAAUUUUAUCAAUUUUAUUUUAAUAAUCUUAAAAUUUUAGAAAACCAUCACCAAUCCUCAUAAGAGGAUACUAUACCUGUAUGUGCUGUCUCCGUUAUAUAACUGCGCGGCAGUAAAUUUUUAUUCAACUGGAAUAAUUUGUUAUGUCGUGUGAUUGUGUAUGAUAGAGACAGCAAAUGUGGGAAUGGAAUUCUUAUAAUAGAAUAUUAAUUUGAAACUGUUGAAAACUUGUUUAACUAUGUAGAAUUAAUUAACUAGCAUAGCAUUGGUCUAGCUAUACAGUUCAUACUAAGUAACUCUAUCAAUAUUUUUAAAUUUAUUUUGAUAUAUAAAUUGGAAUGUUGCCUAAGUUUGUUAAUUUGUGUUGUUUCCAUUACUUUAAUUAUUAGUAGCCAAUUACAAUUAUUGUACAUCAUAAGUAUAUCAUUUAAAAAUGUAAUGUAAAUAUUAUGUUAAAGCUUGCAUGGAUUGUUGUUUUAUACAAAUAUAUUUUCAGAAUAUGUUAUUUAAAAUACAUUUAAAAAUAAUCUGUUCAAGUUUAUUCAUUAAUUUUAUAUAAAGAUUUGUAUUAUAUUUCUUAAUUCAUAAUUCAUUUUUUUUUUUUUUUUUUUUUAAUAUAUUUAUAACAUUUAUUUAUUUUAAAUGCAUAAUAUAUAAUAGUGUAUUAUACAAUAUACCUAUAAUGUAUACAAUUAAUAAUCUAUUUUAUGUGUUGUUUUUUUUUUUUUUUAUGUUUUAGCGUUCAAGCCCAAAAACCUGGAGGUCCCGGUGGCGAUGGCUUCAUGUAA
Molecule: messenger RNA, 3486 nt
Organism: Cinara cedri
Lineage: Eukaryota; Metazoa; Arthropoda; Insecta; Hemiptera; Aphididae
Source: the annotation of a GenBank genome assembly